GGGUAGCUGCCAACUUUAUACCCGCACUCUCAUCAGUCGAGAAUAUUCAACGAGCUUAAGAACAACGUUCCCAAAAUGCCUCCUAUUGGUGUGACUAAACAUUUCAAUUACCUGGUUUUGGGUGGCGGAUCGGGUGGAAUUGCAUCAGCCCGCAGAGCCGCCGAAUUUACCAAUAUCUCGGUGGGAUUAAUCGAGAAAACGCGUUUGGGAGGAACAUGUGUCAAUGUGGGCUGUGUGCCCAAGAAGAUCAUGUUUCAAGCCGCUCAUUUCUGCGAGGAGGUCAAGGACAUGACUGACUAUGGAUUAAACUUUGAAGGCCCUUUCAAAGGCUUCGAUUGGGGAAAUCUCAAGCCUAAACGCGAUGCCUACAUCCAGAAACUAAAUGGGAUAUACGGGUCGAACUUGGACAAGUCCAAAGUGGAACUCAUUACUGGAACCGGAAGAAUUAUCGGUGACCGUAAAGUCCAAGUGGAUGGCAGUAUUUACUCUGCAGACCAUCUCCUCAUUGCCGUGGGCGGAUAUCCCAUCUGGCCUCAAAUACCUGGAGCCGAAAACGGCAUCACAAGCGAUGGUUUCUUUGAGCUGGAGACACUGCCCAAGAAAACAGUCGUGGUUGGAGCCGGAUAUAUUGCCGUAGAAAUGGCAGGGAUCUUGAACGCUCUAGGAUCGGAAGUCCACUUCUUGAUCCGGCAUGACAAAGUCCUCCGGAACUUUGACGAGAUGCUCUCCAACUCUGUCACUGAGGAAUUGGAACACUCUGGUAUCACCAUGGUCAAGAACGCCAACGUAAAAGCAGUGAAAGGCUCCAAGCCCAAUUUAACGAUCGAAACCGAAGAAGGCCACUUGAUUGAUGGUGUGGAUUGCUUACUCUGGGCUAUUGGCCGAGCUCCGGCCACGAAAGAUUUGGGAUUAGACAAUUCCAACAUUAAAAUGGACAAGAAAGGACAUGUGACUGUGGACGAAUUUCAGAACACCACCUCCCCCAACACAUACUCGGUGGGUGAUGUGGCUGGAAAGUUCCUCCUCACGCCAGUGGCCAUUGCCGCCGGUCGAAAACUGGCCCAUCGUCUCUUCGACCAAGGCCAAGAAGGCCUAAAACUGGACUACGAAAACAUUCCCACAGUGGUGUUCUCACAUCCACCCAUCGGCACGAUUGGACUAACGCAAGCUGAAGCCGAGGCCAAAUUUGGAAACGAUCAGAUCAAGAUAUACCAAUCCAAAUUCACUGCCCUUUAUCACUCAAUGACAGACAGAAAACAGAUGACCAACAUGAAACUGGUUUGUGCAGGACCCGAGGAAAAAGUGGUGGGGUUGCACAUGAUUGGACGGGCUUGUGAUGAAAUGCUUCAAGGAUUUGGUGUUGCCAUCAAGAUGGGUGCCACGAAGAAAGAUUUUGAUAGUGUGGUAGCCAUUCAUCCAACAUCGUCGGAGGAAUUGGUCACAAUGAGAUGAAUUGGAAUGAUGGAGCUUGAACCAAUCAAUGUCUGUUCACAAGUAUAUGAUACAACUGCACAUAAAACAUUGCCCCAAUUGAUUCCAAAAUAAAAGUUGAUUUAUUUUUA
Molecule: messenger RNA, 1562 nt
Organism: Tigriopus californicus
Lineage: Eukaryota; Metazoa; Arthropoda; Copepoda; Harpacticoida; Harpacticidae
Product: glutathione reductase, mitochondrial-like
Exons: 9
Coding region: 76-1452 (458 amino acids)
Biological process (GO): glutathione metabolic process; cell redox homeostasis; cellular response to oxidative stress
Cellular component (GO): cytosol; mitochondrion
Molecular function (GO): flavin adenine dinucleotide binding; glutathione-disulfide reductase (NADPH) activity; NADP binding
Source: RefSeq, a predicted model, not a curated record